This is a messenger RNA of Cooperia oncophora, 1572 nucleotides long. The record is from the annotation of a GenBank genome assembly. Lineage: Eukaryota; Metazoa; Nematoda; Chromadorea; Rhabditida; Trichostrongylidae.
AUGUAUUUGGCGCUUUUGUUUAGUGUUUUGUCGGAUGAUGAGCAACCAUCAACAUCUACAGUGGUCGCAGAACCAGUCGAGGAAAAGGUUGUCCCACCUUCCGAGGAAGUUAUUCCGGAUGGAGAAGCCAUCGAAUCUGAAAAAAGCGUUCCUUCCAGCACACCCAUUGUGGAAGCGUCAUCGUUGCCAGCACAAGUGGCCGUCUUCGAUCCUGUUUGUUACCCAUCAAUUCCUCAACUUUCCGAGAGCACUAUGAACACUACAUAUACCGCAACAGUUGCUCCUCCUCCUCUUUAUGAAGAGCUCUCGAAAGGCUUCAUGGAAAAGAACCCAGCCAUAGCUGGACCACAAAUUGCCGAUGCGCCUCCAUUAUAUCCGUCCUUGACGAAAGUUCACUAUGAAAAAGAUAGUCACGGGCUGCUUACAGAGCAAAAUUUGCUGGCAUUCUAUCACAAUCCACUCUACAUGAUGAGCGAGGAGUUUACUGAUAAGUUUGUUCAGAACAAUCUCAUAUCCUCCGGCCCACUUUUUCCUCUUCUCAAGCGGCUGAAAAAACUUUGUGAGCAGAUGUCAAUAAGUGAAGUCAGCGAAAAAGAGAAUACUGAGAGCCUUUCGAAAUGCCUGCGUGAUUGCUGGGUUAUGCAGCAGCAAACUGUUGAUGCCAAGGGAAAAUGUGGCGAGAACAAAGAAGCUUCUGGAACGGGUCGUUUCCAUAAAUCCGUCUUGGUUAUGGAGAAAGUAGACGAGUUGAAGCGUUUGCUUGCUGCCAAUCGAACUCACCUUUUGGAUGAGCGUAUCUGCCAGGAAUCGCAGUUUCGAGCGACGGCUCUUCAAGUUCAAUGGGUUGUGAUCUCUAUCAACCAGCAAUUCAUGGAAGAAAAUGGCUUAUCCCUCCAGAGUCCACCCACAUUAUUGGAAAACGCUGCCAUUUCUAAUGGAAGGGUUCUAUUGCUGAACGCAUUGUCCGACAUCUUUUUCCACCUGCGGUUCCCAUCGUUAGCCAAGCGCUUUACUGACGCUCUGACAGGAUGGGCAAAAGAAUUAAUAUGCGUCUUAUAUAUGUUGUGCCGAUGUGAAGAUGCACAGUUUGUUUUAAAUCAUCUUCUUCGUCUCCCUUCUCCGAUUAUAGAAUGGGCGGCUCCCUUUGUACAAACAUUUAUUCAGGCUCCAUCUCCGCCAAAGGUGAAAGUCGACUACUGUGUUACAAUGCUCUCUCAUCUAAUGAAUCCCAUUUCAGCACGCGAGACGUUCCUGCGCCAAAUAGGUUUGUCAGAAAGUGAAGACUCAACCUGGGCAAUUUUGAGUGGAGAUGAGGAAGAGGGCGAAUUCUCCCUGGUUACGAUUAACGAGGCAGAUCUCACUGGGCUCCUCGAUCAACUGCCUAUAUCAGAGCUCUACUCUUUGGCCUACCUUUACUUCUCGAGUUCGACUUCCGAUAAAGGCGAUCAAUUCAUCUCCUUGGUCGCGUUCCAGCUCUUACUGAUGAAGGUCGUGCUUGAUACCGGUUUAUCUACUUACUGCGCGCCAACGUACAAAACGUUUUGCAAGCAGAUAGGAAACAGUUUGAGGUAG